CAUUUUCAUCCUCUCUCUCCAAACCAUUUUCAUCCUCUCUCUCUCUCUCUCUAAACCAUUUUCAUCCUCUCUCUACCCAUUAACAAACUUCCCCACAAAAGGCAAAGAAAACCCUAAGCUUUUUUCUGCUGUGAUUUGAUAGAUCUCCAGAUCUGCCUGCGUCAAACUCCUUAUAGACCGAGAAGCUCUUUUCCCUUCUCGUUCAUGCAUCCCCUCUUUCUCUCUCCUCUGAUUCCGCACUUUCUCUCUCCUCGGAUUCAAAGACCGGAUGCCCAUACCGAAGCGCUCCCUUGAUCAGUUCUCAGAACAAAAAACCAGGGCUUUUUCUCAUAUUUUUUCCCAGUUGGGUGAUUGGGCCAAUUGGGUAGCGCCCCCUCUGUCUUUCUCUCUCUACAACUCGUUUUUAUUGUUUUUAUUGGGAUUUUUGGCAGGUGAGUUGGGUUUUUUUAUCUCUCUCUAGAAGUGAUUUUCAUUGCUUUGUUGGCAUUUUGGGCUGUCGAAUUGGCGCCUCCAUCUUUUUGUAGCUUUAUGGGGAUUUUGGGCAUUUGAAUUGGGUUUGUCUCUCCUCUUUCUCUAGGGAAAUUUCCCUUUUUUUUUUUUUUGUUGGGUUUUGUAGGGUGUCUUCUGCUGUCUCUCUAGUGCCUCCAUAGAGAGAACUUCACCCAUUUUCUCUAGAACUCGCAACAUCUGAAUUGGGUUUCGCCCGUUGUUCUGUCUCUACCUCUCUCCUUCUCUUUCUAGCUUUGUUGUUGCAUCCAUUUGGAUGUUGGGAAAUUGGUGGUGGGUUUGGGUGAGAUGAGGGAUGUUAUCAGCGUUGAUGAAGCUUGUGAGCGCUUGUUGGAGGCCAUCUCCCGAUCGAUAUGUACACACAGGAGGCUCAGAUGUAGUGGGAAGGCAAGAUGGACUCCUCUGGUACAAAGACACGGGCCAACACUUGAAUGGAGAUUUUUCAAUGGCGGUUGUUCAAGCUAAUAAUCUCUUAGAGGAUCAGAGCCAGAUCGAGUCUGGUUCUUUAAGCUCUCUUGAAUCAGGGCCUCAUGGAACCUUUGUUGGGAUAUACGAUGGGCAUGGAGGGCCUGAGACCUCAAGAUACAUUAACGAUCAUCUGUUCCCUCACCUCAAGAAAUUUUCCUCAGAGCAACAAACUAUGUCAGCCGAUGUUAUAAGGAAAGCUUACCAGGCAACAGAAGAGGGUUUUCUCUCUCUAGUUACAAAGCAAUGGUCUACAAAGCCUCAGAUUGCAGCUGUUGGGUCAUGCUGUUUGGUGGGGGUCAUUUCUGGUGGGAACCUUUACAUUGCAAACUUGGGUGACUCUCGAGCUGUAUUGGGGAGACUUGUUAAGGCAACGGGGGAGGUUGCGGCCAUCCAGCUGUCGGCUGAGCACAAUGCAGGGAUUGAAUCUGUGAGGCAAGAGCUUCAGUCAUUGCAUCCUGAUGAUUCUCAGAUUGUAGUUUUAAAACAUAGCGUCUGGCGCGUGAAGGGCCUCAUCCAGGUUUCGAGAUCAAUAGGUGAUGUGUACCUGAAAAAAGCGGAAUUUAAUCGUGAGCCUUUGUAUGCCAAGUUUCGCCUUCCUGACCCCAUUCGGAGACCAAUACUGAGUGCAGAUCCAGCAAUAUCAUUGCACCCUCUUCAACCACAUGAUCAGUUCCUUAUAUUUGCAUCCGACGGGCUGUGGGAGCAUCUCAGCAACCAGGAAGCUGUUGACAUAGUUCAUAACCAUCCACGCAAUGGAAGUGCCCGUAGGCUUGUGAAAGCUGCACUACAAGAGGCGGCAAAGAAGAGAGAGAUGAGGUACUCGGACCUGAAGAAGAUCGAUAGAGGGGUAAGGCGCCAUUUCCAUGAUGAUAUAACAGUCAUCGUGGUUUUCCUAGACUCGCAUCUUAUAAGUAGAGCUAGCACAAACAGGGCCCCCAAUCUCUCUCUAAGAGGGGGCGGGGUGUCAGUACCAGCAAAUUCUCUUGCUCCCUAUUCAACACACACAUAGCAACCAUCCCUCGACAGAAAGUACUAUCCGAUGAGAGAGAGAAAGGAAAAGAAAAUAUAAGUUGGAAUCUUUUAUAUAAAAAGGCAUAUCUCAGGACCCUUCUUCUCUGGUAUAUUUUCACCCCUUCCCACUUCAUCUCACGUCCCACCAGUGUCGGGGGAAAGACAGAUGGGUUCGUCUCUGAUUCUUUGGUGUACAAUGUAGCAAUCAAUCUUUGAGUAUGCCCUUUGCGUCAUUAAGCUUAUUUUAACUAGAGACCGAAAUCUUCGGUUUUAGUUUACUCUUAGGAAAGGAGUUUUAGUGCGAUAUAUGUCUAUUUGGGGAGCUCCUUUAUUUAUUUUUCUUUCAUGUUCUUUUGGCUCUGUAAAUUGUGUGAAACACCCUUCUUUGGCAAUCUAAGGUUUUGGUUUUUUUUUGCACUUC
Molecule: messenger RNA, 2407 nt
Organism: Amborella trichopoda
Lineage: Eukaryota; Viridiplantae; Streptophyta; Magnoliopsida; Amborellales; Amborellaceae
Product: putative protein phosphatase 2C 60
Biological process (GO): protein dephosphorylation
Molecular function (GO): protein serine/threonine phosphatase activity; cation binding
Source: RefSeq, a predicted model, not a curated record